Molecule: messenger RNA, 555 nt
Organism: Mauremys mutica (yellowpond turtle)
Lineage: Eukaryota; Metazoa; Chordata; Testudines; Geoemydidae
Product: peptidoglycan-recognition protein SC2-like
Exons: 4
Coding region: 1-555 (184 amino acids)
Biological process (GO): peptidoglycan catabolic process; innate immune response
Molecular function (GO): N-acetylmuramoyl-L-alanine amidase activity; zinc ion binding; peptidoglycan binding
Source: RefSeq, a predicted model, not a curated record
AUGCUGCUGCUGACGUGGGUUGUGUGGUUCUCAGCGCUCUGCGCCGUGGCGCUCGGCUGCCCCUCCAUCGUCUCCCGCUCCCAGUGGGGGGCCCGGUCCCCAAAAAGCAGAACCUCAUUGAAGACCCCGGUGUCCUACGUCGUCAUCCACCACACGGCAGGGAACCGCUGCACCUCGCAGGAAUCCUGCAGCCAGCAGGUCAAGGGCAUCCAGAACUAUCACAUGGGUUCAAGGGGCUGGUCCGACAUCGGCUACAACUUCCUGAUUGGCGAGGACGGCAGAGUCUACGAGGGCAGAGGCUGGAACACCAGGGGGGCCCACGCCUCCGGCUGGAACGAUAAGUCACUGGGACUCGCCUUCCUGGGCAACUUCUCUAAUGGAGUCCCCAGCGCUGCUGCCCGGUUCGCCGCCCAGAGCCUGAUCCGAUGCGCCAUCAACAGGGGCUCCCUAAGCAGCAGCUACACCCUGAAGGGGCAUCGCAACGUGGGCCCGACCAGCUGCCCCGGGAACGCCCUCUACGGGGUCAUCAGCCGGUGGGCCAGGUUCCAAGCCUGA